Molecule: messenger RNA, 2760 nt
Organism: Exophiala xenobiotica
Lineage: Eukaryota; Fungi; Ascomycota; Eurotiomycetes; Chaetothyriales; Herpotrichiellaceae
Exons: 3
Coding region: 412-2286 (624 amino acids)
Molecular function (GO): protein binding
Source: RefSeq, a predicted model, not a curated record
CACCGGGUGGCCCUCUGUAGGCGCAAAUCACUUUCCCCCGGUUGCACUCCAUCCAUGACCUCGUGCUUCAACUUCCCUCUUACGGUUGCUCUCCACCAAACACCCCUUCUCUUUUCGAACAGCGAACAGCCUUUCCUCCCUCUCUCCCAUCUUUGCCCAUCUCUGCCCAACUCUCCUCUCCUCUUCGGCCUUCAAAACCAGUCCACUUGCCUUGUAAUCUCUGUUCUUCGAGAUCACUGUGGGCGGCGCAAAAUCACCGGCUUCAAGCCCCCAUUCAGUUCAGCUUGUCACGGCUUAGGUGUUGAUGAGCUUGUCCCAUUUUUCUCCCCUUACCACUAGCGCCAUUUCUGCCAAAGAGACCCUCUUAUCUGUUCUCUUCUUGAUAGAAGCGGCCCCUUCUUAUCUUUCAACAUGUUCAAUGCAACUCAGCACCGUGGCAAUCCCAACUUGGGGCCGGCGCCUCCUGGACCGCCGAACCAUCGAUUGAACGAGAUCUUCGACUCGUUGCGAGCAGAAUUCGAAAAUCAAAGCCGCGCUAGUGAGCAGGUCGAGAAUCAAGUCGCUCAGCAAAUACAAGAGAUGGAAUUGAUCCGAAACAAGGUCUAUCAGCUGGAGCAGAAUCAAUUGAAGAUGAAGCAAGACUAUGAGGCUGAAAUUCGAAUGCUACGACACGAGCUCGAACUGCGAGGUGGCUCCCAGGUCCAGUCUCAUAUCGGCGCUCCCUCUCAACACAGCGGUCCUGCCCAAGCUCCUCCCUCACUCGGUCACGGUCAGGGCGGCCUCUUCAGUGGCAUAAUGUCCAACCAAGGUCAAGGUGGCCCCGCCCUAGCGCCACCCCCGGAGCAAGCAGCUCCCCAACAACAUCCCCUACAACCGCCUCCAGUGACCGGCCAAACCCAAGGUCCACCGCAACCUCCAAAUGCAUUCCCUGGGUACCAGCAAGGUCCGGCUCUGAAUGGUUAUGGCCCGCCAGGGCAGCCUCCCACAAAUUCCCCGGGACUGGGUAAGAAUCGCAACAUGACCACGCGAGGCGGUCCCGGACCAGCUACUCCUCAACAACACCCGGGUCAGCCGCAGCCAAUGCCAUACCAGAAUGACCCGCGGGCUUCACCACAAAUCCCUCGACCAACUCCUCCGGGAAACGAGAUGCAACUGGGGCCUCGUCAUCAGAUGCCAGGCCAGGGACAAUAUCCCAACGUGGGGAACGUCCUUGCAGACCUCAACCCGGAUGACCUGCCGGACCACCUGAAGCGAAUGGGUGCCAAUGGCGAGUGGCAUGCUGUCUUCAAUCCGAAUGUGCCUCGCGUGCUGGACGUUACGCUCCUGCAUAAUCUUGUCCACGAGUCCGUGGUCUGCUGUGUUCGUUUCUCGAACGACGGCAAGUAUGUCGCCACAGGCUGCAAUCGCAGUGCACAAAUCUUCGAUGCCAGAGACGGUCGCAAAGUCUGCGAGCUUCUCGAUGAGAACGUCCAAGACAAGGACGGAGAUUUGUACAUUCGCUCCGUUUGCUUUUCGCCUGAUGGCAAGCUGUUGGCUACAGGUGCCGAGGAUAAGAAGAUUAGAGUCUGGGACAUUGAAAGCAAACGCAUUCGUACCAUCUUCGAUGGACACGAACAAGACAUCUAUUCACUCGAUUUCUCCCGUACUGGUAGGCUGAUUGCCUCCGGUUCAGGCGAUAAGACAGUCCGACUUUGGGAUAUCGAGUCCAACCAACAAGUUAUGGUCUUGUCGAUCGAAGACGGUGUCACUACUGUGGCAAUGUCGCCCGAUGGCCGCUUUGUCGCCGCCGGCUCGUUGGACAAGAGCGUUCGAGUCUGGGAUUGCUCUAGUGGAUAUCUCAUUGAACGUUUGGAGGGCCCGCAGGGUCACAAAGACAGUGUCUACUCCGUCGCCUUCUCUCCCAGUGGACGAGAACUGGUCAGCGGCAGUCUGGAUAAGACCAUCAAGAUGUGGGAGCUCACGCCUCAACGAGGUUUGAUUCCGUCCGCAUCCAACGGCAAGGACGGAAAAUGUAUUCGAACCUUUGAAGGGCACAAGGACUAUGUCCUUUCAGUCUGCCUCACACCUGGUGGCGAAUGGGUCAUGUCUGGAUCCAAAGACCGUGGAGUGCAAUUCUGGGAUCCUAAUACUGGCAAUGCCCAGAUGAUGCUUCAAGGGCACAAAAACUCGGUCAUCUCAGUGGCCCCUUGCCCAACUGGACAUCUUUUCGCCACCGGUUCAGGAGACAUGAAGGCCCGCAUCUGGCAGUACACUACCUGGCGUGGAGCCCAUCCAGGAGGCAUAUAGGACAAUGCCAGUCAGGACGAAACCGACGGAAGAAUGGCUUCGGGCGUACUUCCAGACGAUGUUUGUGAGCUUAUGUAGGCCUUGUUGCUCGCCGAUGUUUUGAACUAAGUUGUUCCUGGUGACCGUCGACACCAGCGGGAAGAGAUCUCGGCACUCAUGGCACGAUCGUCAUAGUUUGGGACAGUUGGGCUUUUCAGGCCAUGUAUGUUGGGGGCGUGGGAGGAGUGCAUUAGUGGGAAUGAGAAUAAGGUGUAUCGGGAGGUGGGCGUUCUGUGCAGUAUGUUUGGCGAGCAACCAGGCCAAAGAUGGCACCAACGAGGUCUUUUCUUUGGGCAAUCCUUCGAACGGAUAGUGUGUUCGUGUCAUGGGGCAUUCUUAGGACUAAAAUGAAUGGGGAGGAAAUUGAUAAAAUCAUAUUCAGGCUCCUGACUUGGCUGGUACAUCAAUUCAAGCACAAGCUUCACAGCCGCUGCC